Messenger RNA from Trametes versicolor FP-101664 SS1, 1359 nucleotides. RefSeq lists its product as uncharacterized. Bases 282 to 932 code for a protein of 216 amino acids. The transcript has 6 exons. NCBI's taxonomy places the organism in Eukaryota, Fungi, Basidiomycota, Agaricomycetes, Polyporales, Polyporaceae. The record is from RefSeq and is a predicted model, not a curated record.
GUCGCCCCAACUUAGACCCCGACUCUCCAUAUCGGGACGACGGAUGCGUCCCGCGCUCCAGAUCUUUGCCGUACGCGUCGUUCGCGCCCAUCUCGAUAUCCACCAAUCAACAGGAUCAUCUCACUGCCGCCAAGGCUCUCUCAGCUCAUCUCGAAAGGCUGGGUAUCCGGCAUGCUUAUAUAGGAGGCUUCGCAUGGGCUCUUCUGGGCAGCGCCCGUCCAACCGAGGAUAUAGAUGUGCUUAUAGUGAACAACAACAUCAGGGAGCUGCGGGACAAAGUCAUGGAACUCGACCCUCGCUUUGCCGAUGACAGGCUGAAGUUUUACUACGUCACUGAGGACGUUGACGAAGCUCUCGAUCCAGAGGAGCGUGUCCGGAGCAGUCACAACAACGUUCACAUCGACACUUUGCCCGCAGGUCGGUUGGGUCUGCCCGUCAACAUAGUAUCCACGUUCAAAGCCGGAGAAGCAGCCAUCGACGUUUUACAUCCCACUAUCAUGAUUCUCACCAAGUUCAAGCGAUGGUCCGUGAGCUACACCUCCACCCGUCCCAAGACGAUCAAGAAAACCGCGUCGGACCGCGGCGACAUCCUGUUCAUUAUCGAAUGGCUUGCGGAGAGAAAGGAGCAGAUUCGCUUCCAUGAGUACGAGGGCAAGACCAAGCCCGAACUCCUCUCGAUGAUUCGCAAGUACCACGACAAGUAUGUCGAUGAUGUCGCGCAUAUGGAGACGCUCCAAAGCAUCAUGCCCGACGACUGGGAGGACAUGCUUGCGCUUCCCAAGCCCGAAGCGGAGAACACUGUCCCGCCCGAAGCACAGAACACUCGCCUGCCCGAGGUGGACAACGCCUUCCCGCUCGACGUGGAGAACACUAUCCCGCCCCUGGUGGUGAACAACAACGUGCCCGGAGUGGAGGACCCUCUCCCGACAUAGGCCCGACGCACUUGCAAUACACGGUGUCUCUUCCGUCAACGGCAGCUAAUACCUGGCCUUCCAACCUGCGAGCUAUUCGUCUGACCGACACGCACUCUCCGUAGUUGGUAUGCGCUUCGUCGUCAUACCACUGCAGCUCUAGGCAGGUGUGACUGUGGCUGUCAGUGGCAGCUCUGAAAUUCGCUGUCGCUGAUGGUUAGGGUGGGGCGACAUGAAGCACGAUAUCUGGGCGCGCACGGCGCCGCAGACACGAAUUUGGAGUCGCGCAGCAGGGCAGCAGGACAAAGGUCAUUCUCCAUGAUUUGUUCGUAUCAGGUUCUCCCCCGAGCGCAGUCCCUGGAUCCAAUAUAAUCGGGAAGGGCGCAAAGUCGUCUACGAAAAUCUCGCAUGCGAGCCCCUUCCUCCUUGUCACCUGCAGAUUCGCAGG